UCUCGCUCUCCGCUCCCUCCCAUUCUCUUUUCUUUUCUCUUCUUUAUUUCUUUUUCUUUCACCUUCUCCGUUCCUCUUUCCAACAAAACAACCUUCAUUUUCUUUCUUUCUCGUUUUCUCCGAGGAUACCACCGGUAACUUCUUUUUCCAGCUCACCCCAAUUCCUCCAUUCUCCAUUUGAUUCCUCUUUACACCGGCACAGUUGCCGGUAAACGGUAAAAUCAAGCAUCAAAGCAAACCAAGGAAAGCUUUCUUAAUUACUAGUUUCGGUUUAUCAUGUAAAAUUCAUCUUCUUCGUCUUCUUCUUAUUAUUAUUAUUAUUAUUACUGCUGCCUUGCUAUUGUUAGCUAGCUAUGACCACCUUGAAUAAGAUAUGCACGGCACUUACCAUUGUCUUCGCCGUCUCUUUGAUUAUUCUGGUGGCUGAGAUUCUCUAUGUGCUCUGGCGUCGAAGAAGAUUUCGGAGUCGGAACCUUUCUAGCCGUGACGUUGAGUUCAGCGAUGAGCCAUACUAUCCAACGCCAUCAAAAGAGUUACUGUAUUUCUUCUGCUGGAAGAACCAGAACUCGCGCAUCGAACCUGAUGCAGAAACAACAGCAGCAACUGCUACGGCUCCACCACUUCCACCGAAUACGCCGACGGAUGCGGAUGUGGAUGAGAUGCUAAAGCGGCAUGCACUGUACGGGCCUUCUAGGGUUUUGUUCACUAUAAAAGAAGAGGAGAGAGAGGAGAUGGAGACAGAUUUUUCUUCUCCUGCAGAGAACGAAGAGAGGAAAGGGAAAAAGAAGAAGAGGAAAUCGAGGACCUUCUCUUUGGAAGAGGUUGCAGUUUCUGCUAUGGUGAUUGACAUAGAUGAUUCGACACCGUUUUCUACUCCGUGUGCUUCGCCUCCUUACUAUACUCCGUCACCAUCUCCAGCUCGUGACAGAAAUUCGCCACACUCAUCAUCCGAAAACAUAGUUCUAGACGAAUGACGUUUCUGGUGAUAAAAACGGCGUCGUUGUUUAACAUAGAGAUUCACACAAACAUACAAAGUAUCUCCGGAAAAAUGUUCCAGCCGGAGAAAGAAUGGCCGGAGUAAUCAUCAUCGACCGUUUUGUCUUGUAUGUAUUUUUACCCUAAUUUCCUUUUCAGUGUAAUUUCUCGGGGUAUGAUGGCCAAGUAGUUCGUUCUGAUGUUGCCACGUCAGCAUAAGUGGUGGGGUCAAGAGACGUGGCAAAAUCAGACUGUGGAGUGAAGGAGGCAUUAGCAGGAAGUACAUUCUGAUAGCCGUUGGCGUAACGUAAAUAUAAUAAAUUCUGACCUAAUUAUUGUCCAUAGUUAUGGGCCUUUAUUAUUACCUCGU
Manihot esculenta (cassava) is the source of this 1345-nucleotide messenger RNA. RefSeq lists its product as uncharacterized. The record is from RefSeq and is a predicted model, not a curated record. The transcript has a single exon. Bases 354 to 974 code for a protein of 206 amino acids. NCBI's taxonomy places the organism in Eukaryota, Viridiplantae, Streptophyta, Magnoliopsida, Malpighiales, Euphorbiaceae.